AUGACUGAUGAGUUAAAGAAAUAUGAAGCGUUGAAGGCAGAACUAAAAAAGUCCCUUCAGGACAGGAAACAACAGGAAGAUGCAUUUGACAGUUUACAACAAGAGAUAUACGAUAAAGAGACGGAGUAUUUUUCGUACAACAGCAAUAACAAUCAUUCUGGGCAUAGUGGGACUCACGGGUCAAAAUCGCACUACUCCGGUAACAUUAUAAAAGGUUUCGAUACCUUUUCUAAAUCUCACCACGGCCAUGCAGACUCAGCAUUCAAUAAUAAUGACCGUAUUUUUUCCCUAAGCAGCGCCUCAUAUGUGAGGCAGCAGCAUGGCCAAUCGCAAAAUGAAUAG
This is a messenger RNA of Saccharomyces kudriavzevii IFO 1802, 342 nucleotides long. RefSeq names its product Eaf6p (gene EAF6). The record is from RefSeq and is a predicted model, not a curated record. The transcript has a single exon. NCBI's taxonomy places the organism in Eukaryota, Fungi, Ascomycota, Saccharomycetes, Saccharomycetales, Saccharomycetaceae. Bases 1 to 342 code for a protein of 113 amino acids. Gene Ontology annotation, cellular component: NuA4 histone acetyltransferase complex.